UUUACGUGCCAGUUGACAGGCAGUACGGUCUUUUCAACCAUAGACCUGGUUAAAGCUUAUCAUCAGAUACCAGUAUACGAAGACGACAUUCCGAAAACCGCUAUCGCCACUCCUUUCGGGCUUUACGAAUUCCCGUUCAUGACGUUCGGUCUUCGUAACGCCGCACAGACCUUUCAAAGAUUCAUGGACGAGGUACUGCGGGGCUUAGAUUUUUGUUAUGGGUACCUGGAUGACAUUCUAGUCUUCAGCAGCAGCAGUACCCUUCAUCAAGAGCAUCUCAAGUUGUUGUUCCAAAGACUAGCAGAAUAUGGAGUUCUAAUAAAUACCAACAAAUGUACUUUCGGCAAAACGCAAGUCCAGUUCCUGGGCCACAACGUGUCAGCAGCAGGAAUACAGCCGUUAGAAUCGAAGGUUGAAGCCAUUCAGAACUUCCCGGUACCCAAGACGCUAAAAGAAUUACGAAGAUUUUUAGAUGCCCUUUCGCGUAUCGAGGCAGUUUCUAUACCCUUAGAUUACCACUCCCUGGUCAAAGCACAAGAGGCGGACAGCGAGCUACAGGACCUGCUGAAAAAUGGGUCUGCGCUUAGGUUGAAGAAAAUACGAUUAGAGUCAGAGCCAGCUCUUCUGGUAUACUGCGAUGUCUCUCAAAGUAAUCCUCGACCAUUCAUCACACCUUCAUAUCGCAAGCAGGUAUUCGAUUCGCUCCACAAUUUAAGCCAUCCAGGAGCCAAGCCUACGGUCAAGUUAGUUACAGAGCGCUACAUUUGGCCUGGUAUCCGCAAAGACUGUCGACAAUGGGUAAAGGAGUGUCAACAAUGUCAGCAAAGCAAAGUGACCAGACACACUCAAGCUCCGCUACAAGCCUUCGAAAGCCCUUCCGCACGUUUUCGACACAUCCACUUGGAUUUGAUAGGUCCUUUACCUUUAUGUUUAGGUUACAGGUACUGCCUAACCAUCGUGGACCGCUACACAAGGUGGCCAGAAGUCUACCCACUACAAGACAUCACCGCCGAAAGCUGCAUUGCUGCCCUUUCCAGUGGUUGGAUAUCACGGUUCGGGUGCCCCGAACACAUCACCACUGACCGUGGCCGGCAGUUUGAGUCGGGCGCUUUCAAAGAACUGGUCAAGCUCAUCGGUGCCAACCAUCAUACCACAACGGCAUAUCAUCCGACAGCUAAUGGUAUGGUAGAAAGACUACACCGUCAAUUAAAAGCCGCAAUUGCCUGUCAUUCUACUCCGAACUGGGUAGAAGUGUUACCGUGGGUAUUACUAGGUAUACGCAGCGCAUUCAAGGAUGACAUUAAAGCUUCAACGGCCGAACUUGUCUACGGGGAACCACUGCGGUUACCUGGACAGUUCUUCUCAUCAGCACCCCCAACCAUCGAGGACAUCACCGAAUUCAUUGGUAGAAUCCGAACACAUGUCAAUAAAUUAAGGCCACAACCAUCAUCUUGGCACACAAGUUCUAAUCAAACUUUUUACAUACCAAAAGACCUUAGGCUUACCUCGCACGUAUUUAUCCGGCAGGGUCCCCAUCGGAAACCCCUUCAAGCACCUUAUUCAGGUCCAUACAGGGUGCUGCGACGCGAGGAGAAAACCUUUGACAUCGACGUACUAGGCAAAACGCAGCGAAUCAGCAUAGACAGACUGAAACCAGCUUACAUACUCGCUGAGGACCAGACAGACCAGAACAUUAAAGUUCAGGAGAAGUCUGAUGCCAUCCCUGCCAGUAAAACCAGGAGUGGUAGAGUGGUCAGAUUCCCAAACUACUAUCGCCCGUAGUCACGGUCUCGGCGGGGGAGUAGUGUGGCGAGUGCACAAUGCGUCUAAACGCAGCACAAACAUCACCUGAUCAACUACGUCAUGGAUCAGGUGAUGUUGCAGUGGUCUGAUGUAUGUCGUCACACGUAUGGAUACGCCCCUUCGGCAAUAUGGUCGCAUGCGCAUCUAUUGUCCUCGCAGCGACGUCACACGCUUGACCACACCCCCAGCAAGAUGGCCGCAUGCAUCGCUUUUGUUUUCGCCUAGGAGGAGGUCCCAAAAGUGGCAAGCACGCGUGGUGGUCAUCGUGAGAGGGGAAUGCCUAUAUAAGCGCUGUUGUUGUUGUUUAUUUUUAAUAAAUUAAUUAUUUCAACUACUUUUACUGUGCGCUCUAAUGUAAACAUUGUUGACUUGUCACAAUAAAUAACUCUUAAAGUC
Messenger RNA from Nymphalis io (European peacock), 2199 nucleotides. RefSeq lists its product as uncharacterized. Gene Ontology annotation, biological process: DNA integration. The record is from RefSeq and is a predicted model, not a curated record. The transcript has 2 exons. The coding region runs from base 139 to 1782 and encodes 547 amino acids. Gene Ontology annotation, molecular function: nucleic acid binding. Lineage: Eukaryota; Metazoa; Arthropoda; Insecta; Lepidoptera; Nymphalidae.